Molecule: messenger RNA, 1518 nt
Organism: Cydia strobilella
Lineage: Eukaryota; Metazoa; Arthropoda; Insecta; Lepidoptera; Tortricidae
Product: galactose mutarotase-like
Exons: 6
Coding region: 91-1203 (370 amino acids)
Biological process (GO): beta-D-galactose catabolic process via UDP-galactose, Leloir pathway; glucose metabolic process
Molecular function (GO): aldose 1-epimerase activity; carbohydrate binding
Source: RefSeq, a predicted model, not a curated record
UACCUGUGUUAUCAUUGUUAUCAAGUGCGGCCAACUUCACAGUUAUAAAACGCCGGUGGCUUCUGUCAACACACAGUUCUCGUGUCACAUAUGGCCGCAAAGAACCGAGACAAUCUCACCAUGGUGCGACUAGUGGAAGAGCAGUCAACCCCCUUCAGGAAGGAGAUGGUUCGGCAGUUCACGUGGCAUUCUGCGUCGGGCAUCUCUGUCACUGUCAUCUCGUAUGGAGCCAUCAUACAGUCUGUCAAAGUACCCGACAAGAACGGCGAGAUCGUCGAUAUCGUCCUCGGUUUUGACGAUGUCGACAGUUACGUCCAGCGCAACGUGCCGUACUUCGGCGCCACGGUGGGGCGCUGCGCCAACCGCAUAGCGCGUGCCCAGUUCGAGAUAGACGGCGUGCAGUACAAGCUAGCUAAGAAUAUAGGGGAGAACCACUUGCAUGGCGGGAUCGUCGGGUUUGACAAGGUAAACUGGCAUACAACAGUCGACGGCAACAAAGUGAUCUUCAGCUAUCUCUCCGCCGACGGCGAGGAGGGCUACCCCGGCGACCUGGUAACCAGCGUCACAUACGAGCUGACAGACGACGAUCGCUUCCACGUUGACUUCCAGUCCAUGUCUACGAAGAAAACGGUCGUGAACCUGACUAAUCACUCGUACUUCAACUUGGCUGGACAUGAUGGGGGGGCUCAGGAGUUGAUGAAACAUGUGGUCGCUUUAUUCGCUGAUAAAAUCACUGAAACCGAUGAAAACUCCAUCCCGACCGGUCGCCUGACCAACGUGGGGGGCACGCCGUUCGACCUGCGCACGCCGAAGCGACUUGGCGAUAUCAUAUCUAAGAACCCGAAGCUGUUUGACGACAAUUUCUGCAUUACUACGUUUGGGAAGGAGGAUCUCUACUACAUCUCCCGCGUCGUCCACCCUCCCUCCGGCCGCUACCUCGAGGUGUACAGCGACCAGCCCGGCGUCCAGCUUUACACCAGCUACUUCCUCCCAGCUCCUACCGACGCCGCUCUCGUCGGCAAAGGCGGCGUCGGCUAUAGACGACACGGUGCUUUCUGUUUGGAAACUCAGAAGUACCCAGAUGCCGUGCACCAUGAGAAGUUCCCUAGUCCGAUCUUGAAGCCUGGAGAUGUUUAUCGUCAUAGAGUCGUUUAUGCGUUUGGAUCGGAGAACGCUUCUGAGCCUACGGUGGUGUCUACUUAACCUUAUGACCUCGACUUGUAUUUAAAUGAUUGUACCAUUUGUAUCAGAUAUAUCUUAUUAAAUAAUUACUUAUUCCUUUGAAACGAUGACCCAACCUUUACUUUGGACUCAGAAGAAUUCUGAAGCAUCAGCUUUGUAGCAAAACGUCAGUUUCAUAGGUAAUGAAGAGCUGUUAAGUCAGAUGCCGAUAUCGAAUUUAGAAGCAUCGGGUUAAUGAUUUUGACGAAUAUAAUUACUGUAAUGAAGAAUGUUUAAUACGACGAUUUUAAUGCUUUGUAUUGAGGCCAUGUGAUUAUUAUACGAUCUUACAUAUUA